Molecule: messenger RNA, 482 nt
Organism: Bemisia tabaci
Lineage: Eukaryota; Metazoa; Arthropoda; Insecta; Hemiptera; Aleyrodidae
Source: RefSeq, a predicted model, not a curated record
CAUUUCUCGAGGUCCUUUUACCAUCUUGACCCGUAGUACUACGUUAUGCCAUUUUCUCUCCUCUGAUGGCAUUAUUUAUUCUAAGUGUGACUAUUCGUUUGAUAUUCAUGGAGUGAGAUUCUAACAAAUUCAUUGGUUUGGUUAUAGUUCAAGGCCAAUGGGCGAUAUGAAAGAGAGCAUUGUCUAGUGAUGCAUACUUGAGCGGAGACGGAUUAUGUCACUCUCCAGCAGGAGAAAGGGAGGAAAAAUGACCCGUGAGGAUUAGAAAUUAGACACGUCAGAGCGGGCUAACUACUGUAUAAAGACCUCUUGUAGAACUUAUUAUGUUUAACAUCGCAGUGUCCAUUUUUAUCAUAGGACUUUUUCACUUGAACCGUGUAGUUUUUGCUGAGUUGCCUCGGGAUGGAAUCACAAAACUGUACAAGGAGCGGAAUAUUAUACCAGAUAUAUUCAAGGACAAAGCACCGAAGGAUAUUGUAAAG